AUGAGAGGCCUCUGGCUGCUGUUGGUGCUCGUGGCUGCGGCCACAGCUGAGAGGCGAUUUAUUGGAGAUCAGGUCAUCAGGGUCAAUGCAGAGUCUGAGGAACAGAUCCAACUUCUGCACGCUCUGGAGACUGAAGAGACGUGGGAGCUGGACUUCUGGCUUCACCCCGUCUCCACUGAGCUUCCUGUCGACAUCAGAGUGCCCAGCUCCCGUUUGAGUGCUGUGAAGGAGUACCUCAAUGCCCACAACAUCCCCUUCUCCGUCAUGAUUAGCAACCUCCAGGAGCGUCUCGAUGAGGAGAAAGCUGAGAUGCUGGAGAACAAGAUAAGGGAGCGCAGCACCAGGAGCUUCAACUUUGGAGCUUAUCAUCCUCUGGAGACGAUCUACAGCUGGAUGGACACCCUGGUGGCUCAGCACCCUAACCUGGUCACUAAAGUGGAGAUCGGAAAAUCCUAUGAGAACAGGCCCAUGUAUGUGCUCAAGUUCAGCACUGGAGGCAACAAGCGUCCUGCCAUCUGGAUCGACACUGGUAUCCACUCCAGAGAGUGGGUGUCUCAGGCUACCGGAGUGUGGACAGCCAACAAGAUCGCCACUGAUUAUGGUACCGACGCCUCCCUGACCUCUCUUCUGAAGAACAUGGACAUCUACAUGCUGCUCCUGGCCAACCCUGACGGAUAUGCUUACACUCACUCCGACAAUCGUAUGUGGCGUAAGACUCGCUCCAGGAACUCAGGCUCCAUGUGCCGUGGAGUCGAUCCCAACAGGAACUGGGACGCAGGCUUUGGUGGACCCGGUGCCAGUAAGAACCCCUGCUCUGAUUCCUACCACGGCCCCGCAGCUCACUCUGAGAUUGAGGUGAAGAACGUGGUGAACCUGAUCCGAAGCCACGGCAACUUCAAGUCCUUCAUUUCUGUCCACGCCUACUCCCAGCUGCUCAUGUACCCCUACGGCUAUACCUGCAGGGAUGUGCCCGAUCAACCCGAGCUGGACUCUGUUGGAAGAGCUGCAAUGGAGAAACUCACUUCCCUCUACGGCACCAGAUACAAGGUUGGAAGCAUCUGCAAAAUCAUCUAUCAAGCCAGUGGUGGCAGCAUUGACUGGUCCUACAACCUGGGCAUCAAGUACUCCUACGCCUUCGAGCUGAGGGACACUGGACGCUAUGGUUUCAUCCUCCCAGCCAAUCAGAUUAUCCCCACUGCCUCCGAGACGUGGCUUGGCCUCAAGCACCUCAUGGAGUACGUCCAUGAUCAUUCUUAUUGA
Scomber scombrus (Atlantic mackerel) is the source of this 1260-nucleotide messenger RNA. RefSeq names its product carboxypeptidase A4 (gene cpa4). The transcript has 11 exons. Gene Ontology annotation, biological process: proteolysis. Gene Ontology annotation, molecular function: zinc ion binding; metallocarboxypeptidase activity. The record is from RefSeq and is a predicted model, not a curated record. The coding region runs from base 1 to 1260 and encodes 419 amino acids. NCBI's taxonomy places the organism in Eukaryota, Metazoa, Chordata, Actinopteri, Scombriformes, Scombridae.